AUGACUAAUGUUCCCAAUGAUCCUUUUCUGGCCUAUAUUUUGAGUAGCAAACAGCUAGCUAAUUUAGAUCGUCUACGAAAGAAGGCCGUUACAAAACAGCUGGAGUUAAGUUCCGACAAUAAGAAUUCAGAGGAAUUUUCAAAGUAUCAAAAUAUAUAUCAAACAAAGGCAUUUGAAUGUAUACAAAAAAAACAUGACACUCACAAAACAAUGGAGUAUCAGUACGAAUUGUACCAGAAAAGUUCUAAGACAAGAAGGUACAGUAUUGAUCUAGAUUCCGUACAUUCAGCGGUUACAGAUCAACAAGCGGAAAACCUAAAUGAGGACCUUUUCCGCAGAAAGGAAGACGAUGAAGCUGUUAUGGAAUUAAGGAAGAGGUUGUUAGGAAGACAGCAGAACAAGAAUUUGGCAUUUGAACCCACAAAAUCAGUCGACAGGCAAAUUGAAGAUCAGGAUAACUUGCAACAAGAUUUAAUUCAAAAUAUGAGUAAGCUUGUCGGGAGUUUGAAACAGGGUGCUGUGGCGUUUCAAUCAGCUCUUGAUGAAGAUAAGCAAGUUCUUGGAGCGGCAGAGAUUGGUAUCCAGGUUGCGUCCCAAGGCUUGAUGGAUGUUAGCGGUAAAUUGAGGAAGUACGACAAAAGCAAAUUAAGUUACCUGUUUUAUAUCACAGUUUUCAUUUUCAUGAUUCUCGGCUUGGUAUUAACCUUCAUCAUAGUCCAACUCUUUCCAGCACUUUGA
Saccharomyces kudriavzevii IFO 1802 is the source of this 738-nucleotide messenger RNA. RefSeq names its product SNAP receptor USE1 (gene USE1). NCBI's taxonomy places the organism in Eukaryota, Fungi, Ascomycota, Saccharomycetes, Saccharomycetales, Saccharomycetaceae. The transcript has a single exon. Gene Ontology annotation, cellular component: SNARE complex; endoplasmic reticulum. Gene Ontology annotation, molecular function: SNAP receptor activity. The record is from RefSeq and is a predicted model, not a curated record. Gene Ontology annotation, biological process: retrograde vesicle-mediated transport, Golgi to endoplasmic reticulum. The coding region runs from base 1 to 738 and encodes 245 amino acids.